Molecule: messenger RNA, 2402 nt
Organism: Syngnathus typhle (broad-nosed pipefish)
Lineage: Eukaryota; Metazoa; Chordata; Actinopteri; Syngnathiformes; Syngnathidae
Gene: depdc7a
Product: DEP domain containing 7, paralog a
Exons: 9
Coding region: 167-1687 (506 amino acids)
Biological process (GO): intracellular signal transduction
Source: RefSeq, a predicted model, not a curated record
UUGGAGAAAGUUGUGAAACCUGUUUUUCUCUAAACCACUUAGCUUCUCGCUCUCAAAGACAAGAGUUACAUUUCCUCUAAGGUGUGGAUGUGACGGGUAGACGUACCUCAUCUUACUUGUGACGAGAAAGAAGGUCAGCGCUGCGAGAUCAACAUAUGAGCGAGGCAUGGCUGAGAAACCAUUCCGGGCCACCCAAAUCUGGAGCAGCAUCAUCUCCAACCUCCACACUCACGUGGAGGUCAAGCGCCGGCGACACAAUCUCAAGUCCUACCACGACUGCUUUUUGGGCUCCGAGGCGGUGGAUGCCGUGUUAGCGCACAUCACUUUAAAUCACUUCUUCGGCGACGAGGCUGUCCCUCGCCAGAAAGCCAUCCGACUUUGUCAAGCCCUCAUGGACUCAAAGGUCUUUGAGCCAGUGGGCAUUAAAGUGUUUGGCAAGGAAAAGAAGAGAGACACUUUUGAGGACAGCAGCUAUAGUUUGUACAGGUUCCCAAGCACGGAGACCGACUUGUCACCACUGAACAACACCAAGUCCGACUCAACGGUGACCAUAGAGAGCGGCUAUGACUCUCCAGGCAAAAGCAGAAACAAGAACAGAUACAGACAAGAUGUGCCAAUCUACUUUACUCACUCUCCUGUGAGAAAAGGCAAAUCCGUGGACGAGAUACUGCAAAAUCUCAACCUGAACUCGCCUCAAAUCAACUUAGGUGUCUCAAGAGAGCUGGUCGUGGAGGUUUGGCACCAGCAGACGGUGUGCAGGCUCCUGCAGUUGAUUGAGCUCCCGUUGCUGGAGAACAAGCAUGACUAUCGGAAUUCUUUGCACGCCGGAGAGAGCCACUCAAACCUGACAUCGGGCUACAUGGACAGAGAAGUGCUCAAGGCCUUCAGUGAGGCACAGGAAGAUGAAUGGAUGUCUGGUGCUAUAGACUGUCUGGACUUCCUCCCUGACGCUCAAGUGGUUAAGGUCAGCAAAGGCCUCGCGGGCUGCACCAACAACCUGGAGUGUAAGAAGCUACUUUACGAAGUCCUGGCUAGGCAUUACGCUCGAGAUGAGCAGCCGCCUCUCUUCAGCAACCACGUGUUCGACAUCCACUCGGGCAUUUCGGAGCUUCUUGUAAACGGAAAACUGGGGCAGGCUCUGGAGGCACUGCAGCUGAGCCUCAAGCUGCAGGACUCUGGAGGCAGAGAGGAGCUCCGGCGGCUGCUCAGGUUCAUGGCCAUCGCCGCUAACACGCAGGACAUCAAACUCCACCAAGAGAUCGAGAACAGAAUGGCAGUGAAGAGGUCAUUCUCCAGCGCCAUUGUGUACAGCAGAAGACUUUCCAAGGGCAAAGUGGACCUGAUGGUUCUGUUUAUGAUGGACAACCACCACGAUCUCUUCAAAGUUCCUGCUUCACUACACACGAUGGUCAGCAACAGAUUAAAGAAUAUUGAUAGAGGGGAGGAUGCAGAUAUCAUAACAGGGUCAACAUCUAGCACAAGACAGACUGCAAAGGCUUACCCGGAAAAUGGAGAAAAACACACCGAAGAGGAAUUGUGGUCAUUACUGCAGACAAUCCACGAGAACCCCAACCUGCCCAGCAAGGAAAAGAGACGACUUCUAGCACAGUUCUACAAAGACCACCCGGACAUUUUUGUACAGUAUUCUAGCAAUAAGUUAUCAAGCAUGAACAUGUUGCUACAGUAAUGUUUAUUAUUGGUGGAAUAUAAUGUGCAGAGUGUGGUGUAAAUGAGAACAUAUGUGGCCUUUGUGUAUAUACUGACAGUGAAUGUGGAUUUGUGAAGAGGAAACUGUGAUUUUUAUGACCAUACCAUCAUUUUCUUGACUACUGAGCCAGACCUAGGUUAUUAUAAUUAUUGAACACCUCUGAGAAAAAAAACACAUUUUCAUUUACAAAAUGAAAUACGAACCAAAAUGCUCAACAAACUAUAACUACAUUUUAUAUUUAUAAAACUGACUAGAAAUGUUGUAUGGAGUUUUUUUUAGAUUUAUUUAUUGCGAUAUUGUUGUAUGCCCAUACAAAAAAAGGAGAGUCAGUCAUUUAAAUAUCGUAGCCUACCUAUUCGACAUUUUGUGACUUUUGUUUUUUAAACCUUGCACUUGACAAAUACAUAUUCAUAUAGUAAAAAAAAAAACUACAAGCAAUACUAAAAUUAAUAAAACCUAAACAAAAACAGCAGUAAUCAUAGCGUCUUAUAUUCUAGAAACUACAAUAGCUGAUGCCUCAAAAGUCAAACAAAGCUGUUGUGAGAGACUGAUGAAGAUUCAGAUUAAGAUUCAGGCAGAACUAGUCCAAUGUGAAGUAGCGAAUUUUGCUCUUUAUGGAUGUGUGUGCUUUGUGAGAAAAGAACAAGAUUUGCAAAUAAACAAUGUGAUGCAGCCCUGCAGCUGUGUCUGAGAA